AUGGGCGGCCCCGCGGUGACCCUCGAGGUCGCGAACGGCGUCGCCGUCGUGACGAUGAGCAACCCGCCGGUGAACGCGCUCGCGAUUAAGAUCCUGGAAGGCCUCAAGACUCAGGUCGAGGCCGCGCAGAGAGACCCGAAGGUGCGAGCGAUCGUCAUCACCGGAAGCAAGGGCAAGUUCAGCGGCGGCUUCGACAUCACCCAGCUCAAGGCGCGCACCGAGGGCAAGCCCGUGCGAAACAUGAGCGACUUCAACGCGACGCUCAACUCGGUCGUCGAGUCCGGGGCGAAGCCCACGGUCGCGGCGAUCGAGAACCUCGCCCUCGGCGGCGGGUUAGAGGUCGCGAUGGCGUGCAACGCGCGCGUGGCGACGCCGAAAGCGCAGCUCGGCUUGCCCGAGCUGCAGCUCGGCGUGAUCCCGGGCUUCGGAGGGACGCAGCGCCUGCCGAGACUCGUCGGGCUUCAGAAGGCGCUCGAGAUGAUGCUGAAAUCGAAGCCGAUCAAGGCUGAGGAGGCGCUGAAGCUCGGUCUCGUCGACGCGAUCGCACCGAGGGACGCGCUGACGCAGACCGCGUCCAAGCUCGCGCUGGACAUCGCGGAGAAGCGCGCGGAGGCGAAAAAAAUCUUCGCCGUCGCGCGACGCGGCGCGAAACGCGUCCAAAAGCUCAUGCCGCACCCGAUGCUGUGCAUCGACGCGAUCGAGGCUGGUAUCAACAAGGGCGCCUCGGAGGGUCUGAUCGUCGAGCAAGACGCGUUCGCGAAGGCGGUGUCGUCCGCCGCGUGUAAGGGACUCGUGCACUUUUUCUUCGCGUCGCGCGGCACGGCGGCGGUUCCCGGGGUCACGGACGUCGGCCUCGCCCCGCGCGUCAUGAAGUGCGUCGGGGUCGUCGGCGGGGGGCUCAUGGGCAGCGGGAUCGCGACCGCGUGCGUCAUGAACGGCGUGUCCGUGGUAUUGAAGGAGAUUAACCAGAAGUUUUUGGACGCGGGGAUGAGCCGCGUGAAGGCCAACCUGGCAUCCGCGGUGAAGAAAGGUCGGCUGACGCAACAGAAGGCGGACGCGAUGUACGCGAACUGCCAUCCGACGUUGUCGUACGGCGCGUUCUCCAAGGUUGACAUGGCGAUCGAGGCGGUGAUCGAAAACCUCGGCCUCAAGCAGAAGAUCUUCUCCGACCUCGAGUCCAGCUGUCGCCCCGACGCCAUUCUCUCCACGAACACCUCGACGAUUGACAUCACGAAAGUGGCGCAGAAGAUGAAGAACCCGGAGCGCAUCGUCGGCGCGCACUUCUUCUCCCCCGCGCACGUCAUGCAACUCUUCGAGAUCAUCCGCACGGACAUCACGCCGCCGCAGGUGCUCGUUGACACCCUCGGCCUGAGCAAGCAGAUCAAGAAGACGCCCGUCGUCGUCGGAAACUGCACCGGAUUCGCCGUGAACCGCGUCUUCUUUCCGUACACGAUGUCCGCGUGCUUGCUCCUCGACCUCGGGUGCGAUCCGUACGCGAUCGACAACGCGAUCCGAAUGUUCGGGAUGCCGAUCGGACCGUUCCGUUUGGGCGACCUCGUCGGGCACGACGUCGGCGUCGCCGUCGGGUCGAACUUCAUCGAGGACUUCCCCGAGCGCGUGUACCGGUGCGCGAUGAUUCCGUCGCUCGUCGCGAGCAAACGUCUGGGCGAGAAGAGCGGCUCGGGUUUUUACGUCCACAAAGGGAAGACGAGUCUGCCAGACCCGGAGGGCAUCGCGCCGUUGCUCGCGGCGUCGCGAGCGAACGCGAGGUCGCAGCUGCCCGCGUCCGCGUUCGCCGCGGACGCGCCGCUCGCGGCGCUGACGCAGAGCGACAUCGUCGAGAUGAUUUUCUUCCCCGUCGUGAACGAGGCGUGCCGGUGCCUCGCGGAGGGCGUCGUCGUGAGAGCGGGGGAUCUCGACACCGCGGCGAUCUUGGGGAUGGGGUUCCCGCCGUUCCGCGGCGGGAUCGUGCACUGGGCGGACUCCGUGGGCGCGAAGAGAAUCGCGGACCGACUGCGUGAGUGGAGCACGCGGUACGGAGGGAUCUACCAGCCGUGCCCGUACUUGGAAGACUGCGCCGUGCAAGGGCGCACGUUAUCGGAAGGCCCGAUCAAGGGACCGGAUCGCUCGAAGCUGUGAUCGACGCGACGCGACGCGACGCGAGCGCGCGAUCGCUUAUACUAAUUCUUCUCGAGUACCUAUGAAAUUGUGUACCU
This is a messenger RNA of Micromonas pusilla CCMP1545, 2216 nucleotides long. RefSeq lists its product as uncharacterized. Gene Ontology annotation, cellular component: peroxisome. Lineage: Eukaryota; Viridiplantae; Chlorophyta; Mamiellophyceae; Mamiellales; Mamiellaceae. The record is from RefSeq and is a predicted model, not a curated record. The transcript has 3 exons. Gene Ontology annotation, biological process: fatty acid beta-oxidation. Gene Ontology annotation, molecular function: NAD+ binding; (3S)-3-hydroxyacyl-CoA dehydrogenase (NAD+) activity. Bases 1 to 2139 code for a protein of 712 amino acids.